This is a messenger RNA of Closterium sp. NIES-67, 767 nucleotides long. The record is from the annotation of a GenBank genome assembly. Lineage: Eukaryota; Viridiplantae; Streptophyta; Zygnematophyceae; Desmidiales; Closteriaceae.
GAGGGCGAGGCAGCGAUGAUGGAUGACCGGCGCACGUGGCUGCGGUGGCCCGGGGCGGACAAGGUGGGGCGCGCGUACUGGGCGGACCUGAGGGUGGAGGGGUUCGAGGCACACGUGGAGGAGGCGAGGCGGCCGAAACUGGCGUAUGACCGAUCGAUGCUGCACAUCCUGCACCAGUUUGGCAUCAUGUCGGAGGCGGAGGUGGUGUCAGGCAGCCUGCUGCACGUGGCUCACAGGGGCGGGCGGCGGGAUGAGGCGGUGAGGGAGCACAUGCGCAACAUGUUUGUCAACCUGCGGCAGCACUACCACCGCGUGCUCGUGUACGGGGCGGAGCACGGGGGGGAGGACAACGAGGACGACCACACUGAUUCCUCGCUGCCUUCUCGCUUCCCUCAGCGGCACCCGAGAGAGCCCCGGCAGCAGCUCGCUUCGCCGGUUUCAAAUGAGGCUAAUCGCCUUGAUAUUUCUUUGAUUCGAGCCCGCGCCUUCGCCUGGUACCAUGUGUGCUACCAUCCCAUGGAGAUUGAUCGCGUGCAGGAGGAGGCACACAACUUCGGCCUAGUUGUGGCGCCAAUAUUUCUGAGCUUUGCGUGGAUUGGAGUGGAUGCGUUAUGCCAACACUUGAUGUUGGAAUGAGCCUUUAGAGCAUUUGUCGCAUCAACUCAAUACAUACAUUUGCAUGUAGAAGUUAUAGGCUAGAAUAGGUGUGUUCUUAGAGAGUACAACCCAAGUCCUAUAUCUCUCUUGUUCUCUUCUUUCUAUUCAUU